Molecule: messenger RNA, 2771 nt
Organism: Maylandia zebra (zebra mbuna)
Lineage: Eukaryota; Metazoa; Chordata; Actinopteri; Cichliformes; Cichlidae
Gene: acss1
Product: acyl-CoA synthetase short chain family member 1
Cellular component (GO): mitochondrion
Molecular function (GO): AMP binding; acetyl-CoA synthetase activity
Source: RefSeq, a predicted model, not a curated record
CGCUUUUCUUUGCAAGCUCCUUUGACUACGAUGACCUGGAUGACUGAGAACCUUCACAGAAAGAUUAAAGUUGACGUUCUGACUUUAAUUUAAAUGUAAUAUAAAAAACAUCAUUACGGGAUUAAAAAUGCAAACAUAUUUUUAUUACAUGUUUCUGAAUAAAUAUGAGACAAACUCUCUAAAAUAAUAAGUAAUAAUGAGUGAAUUCAUUUUUUAUUUAAUUUUUUUUACAAAAAUAAGUUCAGAAUUUCAUUUUAACUCUUCAAUCCAAAACUCAGACUUCAGGUAUAAUUAUGUUCAUAACGGAUGCUGGAGCACCGAAACUCGGCACUACUGUUCCUCCAUACCUGCUGCACCUGGACACACCUGAGGGGUGGGAGGGCCGAGGGGCCGGCUCUGAGGAGCGGAGGUGUUCCGGUCUCACAGCUGACCGCUCAGGAUCGCCAUGGCCGCGCGCAGCAGGGGGUCCGGGCUCUUCUGGGCCGCGCUGAGCCGCCGCAGGGCUCCGGGACCCAGCAGGUGUCUGUCCUACCAGCCUCACGCUCCUGCCCCCGGGACCUGGAGCACCGAGCUGUCCCGGCUCUCCCACGGGGACCUGUACCGCCUCUCCGUCACGGACCCGGAUCGGUUCUGGGGGGCCGCCGCCGCCGACAGGCUCCGCUGGGUGGAACCGUUCCACCGGGUCCGGGAUUGCGACCUGAGCAGCGGGAGGAUCGGCUGGUUCCUGGGAGGAAAGCUCAACGUGUCCGUGAACUGCCUGGAUGUCCACGUGGAAAAACAUCCGGACCGAGUGGCUCUGAUCUGGGAACAAGAUGAACCCGGCACUGAGGUGAAGGUCACCUACAGGGAGCUGCUGGAGACAACUUGCCGCCUUGCCAACGCCCUGAAGAGUCACGGGAUCAACAAAGGUGACCGAGUGGCCAUUUAUAUGCCCGUGUCUCCGCUGGCGGUGGCAGCCAUGUUGGCGUGUGCCCGUAUCGGCGCGGUGCACACCGUGGUGUUUGCCGGAUUCAGCUCUGAUGCUCUAGCAGGAAGGAUCCAAGAUGCUGGCUGUAAAGCUGUGAUCACCUUUAAUGAAGGUGUGAGAGGAGGCCGGGUCAUCCAGCUCAAAGCCACCGUGGACGCCGCGGUAAAGACCUGUCCCUCCGUCCAGCACGUCUUCGUCUGUCAGAGGACUGAGACUCCGGUGGUGAUGGGAGAGAGGGACGUCCAGCUGGAGGAGGCGAUGUCCUCUCAGCCGGCCGUCUGUGCCCCCGAGGCUCUCGACAGCGAGGACCUCCUCUUCCUGCUCUACACGUCGGGCAGCACGGGCAAACCGAAGGGCAUCGUCCACACACAGGCGGGAUACCUGCUGUACGCAUCCCUGACACUCCAGCACGUGUUUGAUUACCGGGACGGCGACGUGUUCGGCUGCGUGGCAGACGUCGGCUGGAUUACGGGACACAGCUACGUGGUGUAUGGCCCGCUGUGCAACGGCGCCACCACCGUCCUGUUUGAGAGCACACCUGUUUAUCCAAAUCCAGGCAGGUACUGGGAAACCGUCGAGCGUCUGAGGAUCAGCCAGUUUUACGGCGCUCCGACAGCUUUGCGACUGCUUCUGAAGUACGGCGAGAGCUGGGUGAAGAAGUACGACCGCUCGUCUCUGAGGACGCUCGGAUCAGUGGGAGAGCCCAUUAACCACGAGGCCUGGCACUGGUUUCACAGUGUUGUGGGAGAGGGGCGGUGCCCUUUAGUGGACACCUGGUGGCAGACAGAGACCGGCGGAGUCUGCAUCGCCCCACGCCCGGCUGACGAAGGAGCGCCCAUCGUUCCAGCGAUGGCCAUGAGGCCGUUUUUUGGUAUCCAGCCCGUCCUGAUGGGAGAGAAGGGCGAGCAGCUGUCAGGUAACGACAUCACCGGAGCGCUGUGCAUCAGUCAGCCAUGGCCGGGGAUUGCUCGGAGCAUCUACGGCGACCACCAGAGAUUCGUCGACACGUAUUUCAAACCGUAUCCUGGGUUUUACUUCAGCGGCGAUGGAGCCUACCGCUCAGAGGACGGUUUCUACCAGAUAACGGGCCGCAUGGAUGAUGUCAUCAAUGUGAGCGGUCACCGCCUCGGCACGGCUGAGAUCGAGGACGCUCUGGACGAACAUCCAGCUGUUCCAGAAACAGCUGUCAUAGGAAUCCCACAUGACAUCAAAGGAGAAGUGCCUUUUGCCUUCGUGGUUUUAAAGGAGGACCUCAGUGAUGACGCUCCCGCCGUGCUGCAGCAGCUCAGAGACCUCGUCGCCACCAAGAUCGCCAAAUACGCCGUCCCCGAGCACUUCCUGGUGGUGACGCGGCUGCCGAAGACCCGCUCAGGUAAGAUCAUGAGGCGGAUCCUGAGGAAGGUUGCCAUGGAAACAACUGAGGAUCUCGGCGACGUGUCGACUUUGGACGACCCGUCCGUUGUCAAGGAGAUCAUAGAGGCCCACGAAGCGUACAGAAAGCAGAGACAGGAGGAGAAGAAGAAGUAGAAGAAUUAGGAGGGAGGUGGGCGGGGUGUCACGUACAGGUGAAGGCUCUGCUCCAAUCAGGAGCAGUGCGGCAGUCAGUGCCGCUGCUGAUUGGAGGAAGAAAGACGCCGAGACACUGAGGGCAGUUUUCUCUCGUUACCAAUGGAUCCAACUUUUAAAUGAUUUUAUUUUAUUUCUUCAUGUCAUCUUAAAUUCAACAUAUUUAUAGUCUGAAAUCUCAAACUGUGCAAUUAAGCAAUGAUGAUGUAAAUACACAGAAAUAAACAGUAAACGUUCA